This is a messenger RNA of Monascus purpureus, 1002 nucleotides long. Lineage: Eukaryota; Fungi; Ascomycota; Eurotiomycetes; Eurotiales; Aspergillaceae. The record is from the annotation of a GenBank genome assembly.
CUCGUACUCAACACAAGAUGGCAGAGUACACGCUCUACUCCUCCCCCUUCUCCUUCUACUCUAUGAUGGCCCGCCACACUAUCCAACUCGGGCCCAUAACGCGUGACGCGCGGCCUCCCCAGAAGAUCACACUUAGCUUUGUCAACCACCGCAAGAACGAGAAUCUAAAGGAGCAUUACCUCCUCACGGUGAACCCCAACGGCCAGAUUCCUGCGAUGACUGGCAAUGUCCUCGAGCAGCCACUUACCGAUAGUCUCUCCAUCUCACUAUACCUGGCUGAGAAGCACUACCCAGCCAUGCUGCCAGCAGAACAUGCCACUAUCAUCAGGGACCUCCUUGAGAGGAUCCAUGCCAUCCAUGGCCCAUCAUACAGCAACAAGAACCCAACAGCAGAGAUGAAGCAGCAUAACCCUUCACCUGUGGAGGAUAUCCUCAGGAAGAAUGGCCUCAGCCCGGAAUACCGCACGGCUCUUGAGGCCAAGCUCAGAUUCCACAACAAGAACUACGGCGUAGCUUUCCGGCCAGCCGUUGUGGCCAAAGCCCACACCGACCUGAAGACCAUCUUUGAAGAGAUCAUAGAGCACCGCAGGCAAAGCGGUGCUUCCGACACCGCGGCCGAAUGGACCUUUGGCACCCAGGUGGGCCCCACUGUGCUUGACAGCCAUCUCCUUCCGCUUGUGCUGCGCUGCAUUGAUGCGGGCAAUGCUGAACUUGUUCCCCCGGAGCUGCAGCGCUGGGCUGGGGUUAAGGUAAAAAGCCCUGCGUGGCAAAAGGUUAUGCAUGGCAGGCCGACAGUGUGGAACCCUUCGAUGGGUCCCAUUGAGGAUAUGCAGGAGAUGAUGACCCUGUGAGACUCGUGACUAGGUAGCCAGGCUCAUCUUAUUGAAGAGCAAAUUGAGUAAACAUGGAGAUAUUCAUGAGGCUCCCUGCUAUGCUAUGUCCCACAUUUCAGCAAGAUUCUUGAUCGACUGAGAUGCAGCCAUAUGUUUUUUUUUUUUUUUU